GGUCCCCAAGGAGCCACCCAGCCCUCGAGUGUCACUCACUAAUGAACCCCAAUUAACAGCCAGGCUCUGCUGCCUGCCAAGGAAGAUAAAUCUCCCUCCCCGAAAAGCCCCCCAGAGCACCCCUGGGACCGAGGGAGCCGGGCCGGGCACAGGGAGCAGCUCUGGAAUCGGGAAUCGCGGCACUCUGGAGCACCGUGAGCUCCAGGGAACGCCGUGAGCCCCGGGGCUGUCAGCCCCCCCCCCGCCACAGCCAUGAGCCUGGAGCCCCCCAAGCUGGAGGUCAAAUCGGCCACGAGGGUGAGCGGGGGUCCUGCCACCCCCCGCAAGGGACCCCCCAAGUUCAAGCAGAGGCAGACGAGGCAGUUCAAGAGCAAACCCCCCAAAAAGGGGGUGCAGGGGUUUGGUGACGACAUCCCAGGCAUGGAGGGGUUGGGAACAGACAUCACCGUCAUCUGUCCCUGGGAAGCCUUCAGCCACCUGGAGCUGCACGAGCUGGCUCAGUACGGAAUCAUUUAGGAUUCGGGCAGGCUCACCAGCCCUGUAGUGCUGUGUAGGUCGAGGCCCCCCUGCCCACGCUGGAGGAGGGGGCGGCUCAGUUUGGAAAAAUGCUCAUUAAACCCUAACGAGCACAAGA
Molecule: messenger RNA, 634 nt
Organism: Vidua chalybeata
Lineage: Eukaryota; Metazoa; Chordata; Aves; Passeriformes; Viduidae
Gene: PDE6G
Product: phosphodiesterase 6G
Exons: 5
Coding region: 253-516 (87 amino acids)
Biological process (GO): positive regulation of epidermal growth factor receptor signaling pathway; positive regulation of G protein-coupled receptor signaling pathway; visual perception
Cellular component (GO): photoreceptor outer segment membrane
Molecular function (GO): 3',5'-cyclic-nucleotide phosphodiesterase activity; cGMP binding
Source: RefSeq, a predicted model, not a curated record